Molecule: messenger RNA, 4179 nt
Organism: Neodiprion virginianus
Lineage: Eukaryota; Metazoa; Arthropoda; Insecta; Hymenoptera; Diprionidae
Gene: ABCD
Product: ATP-binding cassette sub-family D member
Exons: 8
Coding region: 515-2848 (777 amino acids)
Biological process (GO): long-chain fatty acid import into peroxisome; fatty acid beta-oxidation; peroxisome organization
Cellular component (GO): peroxisomal membrane
Molecular function (GO): long-chain fatty acid transmembrane transporter activity; ATP binding; ABC-type transporter activity
Source: RefSeq, a predicted model, not a curated record
GUUCAGCGUGAGCUGUCGUCGAAAGAACUCGAAAGGACAGAACGGCUCCGCUCCGAUCGCGGUACCACCUCGAAUAAUACCAGACAUCAGACAUCAGACGUCAGACGUCAGACUGUCAAGUUCACCAGCAUCACGUGCGUACCCCGGCGCAGAUUGGCCAGUGAAAUAAUUCCAAGCGAGGAGCAGCUGAUCGACUCUUUGUUGCCAUUUAAGACCGUGGGUGUCUGCGUAGAAGUGGGACUCGGAAACUUUCAUGGCAGCGGUGAUUCGCGUCCUCGUAUCAGCGCACUCGACACUGUACCAUGUGGUGUAGUGGUCUAGAGCCGUAAAGAGUGCGUCGACGUCCUGACGACGAGGAGGCGAUUGCAAAACUUUCCAGUUUCGCAGGGGCGAACGAUACAAUAUAUAAUAUAACGUGUACACCGAGGCUGGGAACUGACACGUUCUUACGGCGAAUGCGCGACGCAAAGUGAAACCUUGAUGAGUACAAUUGAGUGACGGAUAAUCGGUCAUUAUGUCGUCCGUAUUUUCUAAAUUGAUCGACAAGACUUCGGAACGAUAUGGCAUACGACAGGAGAGGCUGACCCAAGGGGUCGUGGGCCUCGUGACGACCCUUUAUCUCCUGAAACUCGGAUAUCCUUACUUGAACCAGGUAGCGGCGCAGGCGAAAAAGAAGGCGACCAGCCUCUGCAGGGAUAUUUCGGACCAUCGACACACCGCCAGUAAUAAUAACAAUAACAACGUAAAGGAUGACGGUAAGGCGAGAAACAAUGGUGCAGCAUCGGCCGGUGACGAGGCGAGCUCGUCAUUACCUGCGGGUAACAAAGGCAUUGGAACUGGUUUGGACCGUGAAUUUUUGGCACGGUUAUUGACACUGCUGAAAAUUAUGAUACCGGGCUGGCGGACCAAGGAGGCAGCAUUGCUGACGAGCGUUACGCUGGCUCUUUUGGCCAGGACGUUUCUUUCGGUUUACGUCGCUACCCUGGAAGGAAGCAUAGUAAAACGCAUCGUACUUCGGGACGGUUGGGGUUUCUUUUCGAUGCUGAUACGGUGGUUCGGCAUUGCUCUACCUGCGACCUUCGUCAACUCGGCCAUCCGCUACUUCGAGGGGCGUCUGGCCCUGAGUUUCAGGGGACGGCUAGUCAAACAUGCGUACAAUAUGUACCUCAGUCAGCAGACCUACUACAGAGUCUCGGCCCUGGACUCGCGGCUUGGCGGAGCCGAGCAACGGCUGACCGACGACUUGUCCGAGUUGGCCACCUCCGUAGCUCACCUCUAUACUAGUCUUACGAAACCUUUGCUCGACUGUGCACUUGUGGGCAUCGCAUUGGCCUCCUUCUCGGCUCGUAUGGGUUCCAGAACAGUUCCAGGUCCGCUGUUGGCAACGGCAGUGAUAGGCCUGACUGGUCAGGUUCUGCGGCUGGCAUCGCCAAAGUUUGGUCAAUUGGUCGCCGAGGAGGCGUCGCGACGCGGGCGUCUGCGACAGGCACACGCGAGGGUCAGCGCUCACGCCGAAGAGAUCGCUUUCUACGGUGGCCAGGAUGCCGAACUUCGGCAUCUCAACUCCGCCUACGACUCUCUGGUCGUUCAUGUUAGACGAGUGCUUAAGUUGAAACUGUGGUACGUUAUGCUGGAGCAGUUCCUCAUGAAGUACGUCUGGUCGGGAACGGGGCUCUUUGUCAUCGCCCUGCCAGUCUUAUUCCCCGUGACAUCCACCUCACGGGCAUCCAAUGACGACACUGGCGUGAGUGAGAGGACGCAGUACCUGACUACCUCAAAGUAUCUUCUAAGCUCGGGUGCCGAUGCUGUAGAGAGGCUCAUGUCGUCCUAUAAGGAAGCCGUGGCCCUGGCUGGUUACACGGCUCGAGUUGGCGAGAUGUUGGACGUCUUCAAGGACACGGCACUUUGUAAAUAUCAAAAGGGAAUAGUCGUCGGACAGCACAGGCCGAUUACCGGAAACGACGGUAUAGAAGUAACGCGACCAAGCGAAAACAUUCUGCACUUUGAGGACGGAGUACCGCAAAUAAGAGGUAUUGUUCGCGAAAGCACAGACGGAAGUAUCGGACUGACGAAUGUCCCCAUCGUCACGCCCAACUGCGAAGUCAUUGUGCCAAGUCUGACAUUGCGGAUUCAGCCAGGCGAUCACCUACUGAUAACAGGACCAAACGGGUGCGGCAAGAGUUCGCUGUUCAGGAUCGUUUCCGGUCUUUGGCCCGUUUACGGUGGGGAAUUGACCCGCCCCAAGGAGACCGGAGAGUUCACUUAUGCUGGUGUGAGACCGACGCUUUUCUACAUCCCUCAGCGGCCGUACAUGACCGUCGGGACCCUGAGGGACCAGAUAAUAUACCCCUCCGAUUCAACGAAGGGCAAAUACACCGACGAAGAGCUUCUCCACCUCCUGGAUCUCGUCGAUCUGCGAAGUCUCGCCGAGCGAGAGGCCGAAGGGCUCAGUUCUCGGAACGAUUGGGACUCGACGCUCUCCGGCGGAGAGAAACAGCGGCUGGCAAUGGCUAGAUUGUUCUUCCACGCACCGAGGUACGCCCUCCUGGACGAAUGCACUAGCGCCGUUAGUCUCGAGGCUGAGGGGACCAUCUACGAGGCGGCAAAACGUAUGGGGAUCACCUUGCUGACGGUCACUCACCGAGUCGCCUCCCUGUCCAAAUUCCACAAGCUUAUACUCCGCUUCGACGGCGAGGGUGGCUGGGAUCUUGGACCUUUGAACCAGAGCGACGUUCAGGUCAAGGUAGCGAAUCACGACCAAGACAUGGACAAGGAAGAACCUCACCACCAUCACAGACUGCAGGAACUACGUGACAUGCUUGCCAAGGACCCAGUGGGCAUCAGCUAGAACUGCAUUUGGUUCAAAACAGAUACUUACACAGAAAACAAAACAACUAGCAGCUGUACGAAGAAACGACUAAUUUUCUUUUAACCGGAAUACAGUGAGAAUGCGCCGUGAACACUGAAAAACGAAACCGAACCGUGCGAACGGUCGAAACCAGUCAAACGAGAGCUACAUUGCUCUUGUGCCCCAAAUCAGUGCUUUUGUUUCAUUGGGUUGUUUUUGUUUCUUUCGUCAGAUCCAUUUUCUUUUUCUGAUAAAAAGUAGAAAAAGAUAUUUGUGUUGAACAUGGUUGGAAUAAGCAAAAGUGUGACUCACUGUGACGUGGUGAUGAGUAUUAUAAGAUUAUAUUCGUCAUUAUUCUUCCACAUUGCGGAGUACAUAUUUUUUUUUCCCUUACAAGUGAUGGAUAUGACUGCAUACCGGUUUCAAAAAAACCGGAAAAUACCUACUGUCGAGUUUUCAUCACUAAGCAACCCGUAGCGAUCGAACUUGGGCUUCAAUGAAUUGAAUGAAUCAGGGUAUGAUUUUCCUCUAUUUUCGAUUAAUUGUAAGUAGAUAAUUUUGCACUAUAUAAUAUUCUCAUACGUGAUGAAUGAUUUAGAAACUCGGCGCGACUUCUAUUAUUCGAUGCUAGUAGCUGCGAAGUUUACACUAAAAAGUAAUUCGCGCGUCCAGGUUUUAAUGUUACCAUACUUUGGAUCGCGGUUAAUCCGCGUGUUAUACUUAUUCAAGGUGUGUAAAAAGCGGCAAGGAAGACGUUAAUAAUCACUGUUCAGCUUUACAUAUAUACUACGAUAAGUGUAAUUUUAAUAUCCAAAUAUAUUAAUCGUGACAGAGAAGGGGGGAGGGGGGCGAGCUCCGCCGUACAACCAGGUAUGACUUCUUGUCUUUCGUGCUGACAAGCAUAAAUUGCAGAUUGUAGGAUCAAGACAACGGUGUGGAUCAUACAGCAUCAAACCACGCAUACGGAAUGCAUACAUGCUUGUGACCAAUUUGCAUUACAGAGAUAGCCAGUGCCUCGUGGCAUCUGUGAGUGUAAUUAGGAAUAAUUUUAUACCCGAGCGACGAGUAUAAGAUAGCAACGCAUAAAGUCCUUGUUAUAUACCUGAAUGUGGUGGGGUAAAAAAAAAAUUGAGGAUUGUAAAUAUACGUAAAUUUGAUCAUCGGAAUGAUACCACUGUAAUUACUUUAUAAACUUUUUCUUCUACUAAUUUAUGAUUAAAUCUUCUCGCGUGUGAACUACAAACAUGUGAUAUACCUAGUUUUGUACAAUAAUCACAAACUUCAACAAAUAUAUUUAGUUUAUAAAUUAAAUAAAACUAUUUUUAAAUAUA